AACGCAAGGUGCAGUGCGACUGCAGCCAGCACCACCAAGGAGCAUGUCAUGCUACUUGUGCAGAAUGUUCGAAAAACAGCGACAAAAGUGCAGUGGCGCAUAUUCCAGUUCGACCCCAAGUUUGAGGACGAUAUCACACGGGAGCUGAAGCACACAGGUGCGGGUGUGCUCUCCAUGGCCAAUGCCGGGCCCAACACCAACGGCAGCCAGUUCUUCCUCACUCUCACCCCCACUCCCUGGCUCGACGGCAAGCACACGAUAUUUGGCCGUGUUUCGCAUGGGAUGGACGUGCUGAAACGGCUGGGCAACGUGCAGGCCGACAGGACUGACAGGUGA
Closterium sp. Yama58-4 is the source of this 336-nucleotide messenger RNA. Lineage: Eukaryota; Viridiplantae; Streptophyta; Zygnematophyceae; Desmidiales; Closteriaceae. The record is from the annotation of a GenBank genome assembly.